AUGACCAGAGACGAAAAGUCAGACUUUGCCAAGGGCGACGACAUACCUGGUACUGACCAAAGCUCCAGGUCAAGUCAAACCCAAGAUCAACCCGCAGGUGUAUUACCAGAGCAGCAGAAGGAUUUGGAACAACAACCUCCUCCUGCUCCUGGCCCUCCUGCGAUUGCACCUCCUCCCAAUGGCGGCCGUGUUGCGUGGACGCAAGUCCUCUGCGGCUUCUGCCUGUUCUUCAAUACGUUUGGUAUACUCACCAGCUUUGGUGUCUUCCAAACCUACUAUGAGUCCACGUCGUCUCCCUUCCGUCGUGCCACUUCAGAUAUCUCCUGGAUCGGAUCGCUCCAGGUAUUUCUCCUGCAGUUCAGCGGCAUCAUCGUCGGCCCCAUCUUUGACAAGGGCUACAUCCGCUUGCUGCUUGGCCUUGGCGGCUUUCUCAUCGUGUUUGGGCACAUGAUGCUCAGUAUCGCGAGCGCCUACUGGCAGAUUUUGCUUGCCCAGGGUUUCUGCGUCGGUAUCGGCAUGGGCUGCUUGUUUGUCCCUUCCAUCUCCCUUCUGCCGUCGUACUUUUCCACACGGCUGGGUUUGGCGAUUGGCCUCGCAUCUGCAGGUAGUUCCGUGGGAGGUGUCAUCUAUCCCGUCAUCAUGCAACAACUGGUUGAAAAGGCAGGCUUCCCCUGGGCUGUCCGGGUCCUCGCCUUCGUCUCACUUGUGACGUUGGCGGUGCCAUUCACCCUCAUGCGGGUUCGGUUCAAGCCGGCCAAGGCCCGCGCCAUGAUCGACUGGACGGCAUUCCAGGAUCUUCCUUUCCUGUGGUUCGCCUUGGCAACAGCCAUUGCAUUCAUGGGGUUGACUGGCUACCAAAUUUUGUUUGCUUUCUACGCCAAGGAGCAGGGCAUCACUUCAACAGCGUUUGCCUUUAAUCUUGUCUCCAUCUACAACGCCAUGUCUACCGUGGGACGCAUUGUACCUAAUGCCAUCUCAGAUAAGAUUGGCCAGUUCAACGUCCUCGCACCUGCGGUUUUACUCACCGGCGCGGUUUACCUCUGUACCAUGGCCACGCAUACGCAGGGAGUCAUGAUUGGAAUCACCUUGCUUGCUGGGUUUUUCCUUGGUGUUCUCACUGCCAUGCCGCCGGUGUGCUUGGCCGUGCUUACCAAGGACAAGUCCAAGAUUGGGACGAGAAUUGGCACUGGUUUUGCCAUUAUUUCGCUUGGCACGCUUACUGGUGGCCCGGCGUCCGGUGCAAUUGUGCAGCGAAGUCAUCCUUUGGCGUGGACGGCAGUUUGGUCGUUUACCGGAGCUUGCAUGUUGGUUGCAGGUUCAAUGUACGCUGCUCUCCGAGUCGCGAGGUCUGGAUGGAAACCACUUGUCAAGGCGUAG
Molecule: messenger RNA, 1377 nt
Organism: Pochonia chlamydosporia 170
Lineage: Eukaryota; Fungi; Ascomycota; Sordariomycetes; Hypocreales; Clavicipitaceae
Product: monocarboxylate permease
Exons: 1
Coding region: 1-1377 (458 amino acids)
Biological process (GO): transmembrane transport
Cellular component (GO): fungal-type vacuole membrane
Molecular function (GO): transmembrane transporter activity
Source: RefSeq, a predicted model, not a curated record